AUGUCGGAGGAGAACCAAUUGGAAACGGUUCAAACGUUGAAGCUCCAGCUCCUGUUACCUCAAUGUUUAUCCACCAAGAAAGAAACGGUUGAAAUUGAGACUACUUUGGACGAAACUUUACCUCAGUUGAAAGAGACUUUGGGUUUAAUUCCCAAGACUGAAAAUUUAACAAACUUGUUGAUUUUCUAUAAGGAUGUGAAUUUAUUCGAAGCCUUUGAUGAAAUGUCCACUUUCAGAGACGUUCUAAAGCAACUUGGUCUCGAAGGAUCUCAAAGUUUAUCUUUAAGAUUGGCAGAGAAGCCUUAUAAUUUGGCUAAUGUAUACGAGCAUUUGUUGAAAUUUAGACAAGUUAUUGGCUUACACUUUUUGGACAAGUCAAAAAUGGAUUUUGGUGUUAGUGGCGGUGUAAGCAAGUUUUCAGAGUUGGGUUUAGAUGCCAUUACCACACCACAGGUUCCAAAGGAACCCGAACAAGCUGAGUCUACGAAAUCGAAAGAGAGUACUAAAAAAGAGGAAGAAGAAGAAGAAGAAAUAGUGCUUUCAUCAGAGCAAAAGGCAGAGGCCAACAAGCUUGCCGAGUCUUUAAGCAAGCUGGGUGGUGUCGAUAUCUUAUCAUUGGGAUCAUUCCAAAAUCCAUUCAAAGAUUUCAAGUUACCUAUCAAACAUUUGACUAUCUCUCAAUGGUCUCCAGUCCCUCAAUAUCAAAAAAUCCAAGGUGAUUUGUUGUACUUAAGUUUACAAACAUUGGAGAAUGAAACUUUUCAAAUUACUGCUCAUUUCUCGGGGUUCUUUGUUAAUAAAUCAUCUAGUACUACGUUCAACCCUCAAAUUAAGCAUUCUAUGAAGUCUAACAAACAUUUUAUCUUGUUUGACUUGAUAAGCGGCUUAUCUCCUUUGUUUGAGAAAACACUUAUAGCUAACUCCUCCAACUUGCAUUCAAGUUCUAGCAACCCCGAGACAUAUUUAAUUCCCACAAGCUCUUUUGUCAACCAUCCAUGGCUCGUUGGCAAAGAGAAUAUUACCAACAAUGCUGAUUUGACCCAAAACCAAUUACCUAUAUUAGUGAGUGGUGUUGAUGGUGGUGAAUUGGUUAGAGAUUGGAACGAUGAGUUUCAAUCCAUUAAGGAGUUGCCCAGAUCUACUGUCAAUGAAAGAAUAUUAAGGGAAAAGUUGAUCAGCAAGACCAUUUAUGAAUUUAAUAAAGUAGCUACCGAGACUGCCAUUAACAUUGUGAACGGUAACAUUACCUCUUUGAACAUCAGCGAAGAUCCCGAACUUUUAACCUUCUUGAGAAACGGAGUCUUUUAUUCUUUUGGUGUUGAUGCUACUGGGAAUUUUGUUAACUCCGGUGGAGAUGAUGCUGCUAGAUAUACCACUGGAAAAGAUCUUAAUGCGGUUAAAAUCUUGAACAGAAUUGAUUCGUCCGAUGUUCACAACUUAUUGACCUUGGUGGUUGAUUAUAUGGGGAAAAGAAUUAUCUGUCAAGCUCCCGUGCCUGGGAUUUUCCAAGAAACUAGAAAUAUUGAAACUGACGAAGUGUUUGACAAAGUUGUGUAUGGUUUAAACUCUGACAACAGUCAGAUUGUUUAUAACAAGAAUUUCAAUGAUGCUUUGAAGACAAUCAGCGAAGCCUUUCAUUUGAAACCUCAUUCGAUUGAAUUGGACGAUGGAGUCAAGUCCAAAGAAUUGUUGAUCACUUCAAAGGAUAUGAAAGGUAUUCAUGGUACUGACGGAAGAAAGUAUAUGAUUGACUUGUACAGAACCACGCCUUUGGAUAUCGGUUUCAUCGAAAAGCAUUUCCAACCUGAAAAAGAUACUUCUUAUCCUCACAAAGAGACCUUGGUGAGACAUGAAGCUUUGGAAGAAUGGUGGAAACGUAAAAUCGCUGUGUUGAUCAAAUUAGAAACAGAAAAGUUAGAAAAGGAAGGUAAGACUUUUGAUAAAGAAAAUGGUGAAAAACCCCAAUUAUUGAUCCAGGGAGAUCAAGUUUCUAUCAAUUCAGAUGCUUUCACCGGUAUAAAUGAAUCGGAAGAAGACCGGAACGAUGUCAGAGAGGUAUCUAAGUUUGUUUUGACUUUGGUCGAAGAAUUUUUGAACGAGAUGGGUACUCAGUUGGCUCCUUUUGAUGGUUCUCAUUUGACUUCGAUGUUACAUAGAUCAGGAAUCAAUUUGAGAUACUUGGGUUAUAUUGCAGACCAAUGUUUGGAAAGAAAGCAGAAAGAAUUACAAAAGAUUGAGGAACAAAUUAAAUCAAAUGAGGCUUUAGCAGAACAGUUAGCCCAAGAAGAAAAGGAAAAAGUAGCCAAAGGAGAAGAACAAAAAGAGGAAGAAAAUCUCGAAGAAACCAAGGAAGAAGAAAAGUCGGCUGGAAUCUAUGAACCUAUUGCUGCGAACUAUGAAACCAUCUACAAGCUCUCGGUCCAGGAAAUGGUCGCUAGAGCUACUAAGCAUGUGUUACGUAAGUUGUCUAAGUCCUUACCCGUUAACUUGAUGAGCACCUUUGUUAGUCACUUUUUAAACUGUUUACUCGGUUCGAAUAUCAGUGUGUCACCAAUGUGUUUUAUUGACGAAAACCUUAAAACGUUUUACUCUUUUAAAGAUUUGCAGUUUACUUCCUUAACCAGUAAUGAUGCUAUUGAGUUAGUAACUAAAGAAGUCUUUAUUCGUUUCAGAUUUCAACUACCAUCAGACUGGGUUAACACUCUUAUUAAACCUUAUCAAUUGUUUAGAGAAAUCUCCCUCAAGUUUGGUAUUCAGUGGAAAGCUCAGAAUUAUUCCUUUACCAAGGAAGAAUUCGAGUUGAAUAAAGAACUGAUGGUUAUUGAAGCCCAAGUUAUUGAAAACAACGUUGUUUCCAAGAAGAAUAAGAAAGGCAAGAAACAAUCUUCUCCUGUUAUUGAGAAGGUUAUCACUCGUCAAAGCAUAUUUAUCGCAGAUGAUAUUCUUAAUUUUUCUCCAUUGGUUAAAGAUUCAAGCUACAAACCUGCCUUAUUCGAUGAAGUGUUAGAGACGGCAAGAAUAGAAUUGAAGAAUGACCAACAAAAUGGAUUGAUGUUAUUCAAUGAAUUAUUAUCUUUUCAUGAACAAGUAUACGGUAGAGUUCACACUGAGACUUCGUCAUAUUAUGGAUACUUGAGUCAACUUUACUCAGAAUUGAACUUCCCUUAUGAAGCUUCGACAUUGGCAAGAGUCUCUUGUAUUUUGAGUGAAAGGGUCACGGGAUUUGAUAGCUAUAAUAGUAUCACUGCAUAUGUUAAUUCGGCAUUCUUUGAAUCGAGCAAUAAGGAUUACAUCAACUCGCUCAAGUUAUAUUCUCACGCUAUUAGGAUCUGGACUUCGAUUUAUGGUGAAGAUCACCCAUCUUUCAUUACUACUUUUGCUAACUUGGGUGAAAUCUUUACGAAACUUAAGUUAUUCGAUGCAAGCAAGAAGUUAUUUGAAAAGUCCAUCGAGCUUUCAACAAAAUUGAAUGGUGAAAUUUCUGAUGUUACUGGUUUGAUUAAGUAUAGAUACGGAUAUUCUUUGCUUUCUGCUGAUAGUUUUAAAGGUGCUAAAGUUCAAUUUGAAAAUUCUUAUAAUAUUUUCGUCAAGGCAUUAGGACCAAAAGACUUAUUCACAGUUAAAAGUUUAAGUUAUGCUACCAAUUUGAAAACCUGGUUAGAUUACCAAAACCAUGAGAAGUCAAAGAAACAAUCUGCUUCUAAAGCCAAGGCUCCAGCUUCGACAGCUGCUUCGAAGUCUAAGAAGAAUAAAAAGAAUCAAAAUGCUCCAAAGAUUGAUGAAGAAAUUGCCAGUAAAUCGGUGGACGACAUCAUGGCCUUUAUCGAAGGCUCAAAUAAAAAGAAGGCUUGA
Yamadazyma tenuis ATCC 10573 is the source of this 3852-nucleotide messenger RNA. RefSeq names its product translation initiation factor 3 subunit (gene CLU1). Gene Ontology annotation, cellular component: cytoplasm. Gene Ontology annotation, biological process: intracellular distribution of mitochondria. Gene Ontology annotation, molecular function: protein binding; mRNA binding. Lineage: Eukaryota; Fungi; Ascomycota; Pichiomycetes; Serinales; Debaryomycetaceae. The record is from RefSeq and is a predicted model, not a curated record.